Molecule: messenger RNA, 5750 nt
Organism: Rosa chinensis
Lineage: Eukaryota; Viridiplantae; Streptophyta; Magnoliopsida; Rosales; Rosaceae
Exons: 9
Coding region: 3873-5750 (625 amino acids)
Source: RefSeq, a predicted model, not a curated record
UGACACAUAGCAAAAUCGAGAGAGACCGAGAGGCUUCGGGGAGAAAAAAAGAAAAGAGAGAGAAAACGAGAAACUUCGGGGGGGGGGGGAGAACCGCCUCAUCUCUCUUUGGAGGUCUAUCUGGAAGUCUCGGGGGAGGAGAAAAAAAAAAAAGGGUCAGGAUGUUACAAAUGGUAUCAGAGCAGGGAUUAGUUCCCUUGGGAUUACCCUGCGGUGGUGGAAGAUCUAUGGUACCUUCGGGGCAAAUUCUGAUUGCCAAGUCUGAAUUUCACGAAACUCUACUCGUCAGCUGACUUCGACGGCUAAAUGCUCCAUCUUCUGGUACUCAGGUGAUCCUGACUUCUUCAUGAAAGUUGCUUAGAAUUGUGUCUUCUAAACCGUGUUCAAAUUUUAUGAAAAUCCAAUGGUUGGAUCUGCCCAAAUCAAGGUAAAACUAAUGGUUCUUCAUACAAAUUUCUGUGUUGAGAUAAAAUGAAGAAUUGACUCCAAUUCGUGGUUUCAUGUUCUAUAUUCCCUUUAGAAAUCCGGAUUUAUUUCCUAUUAGUCCGGGUCAGGGUGUUACAAAUGGUAUCAGAGCAGGGAUAUGAUUGAUAGGGUAUAAACUGUGGGGGAGAAAUAGGAUCGUGGUUUGGGAGCUCGAUACUGUUGUGAUUUAUUUUCGGUCAAGGUCUAGGCUUUAAGUGAGUUUGAUUUAAGUGAGUUUGCUUAUGUUUGAUGUUUUGUGGUUGCAUGUAGUGUUUGAGAUUAUGAUAAUGAUUUCUUUUGGUUUUGGUAAAGUGGUGUAGCUACUGUUGGUUUCUGGUGUGAGUACAAUUAUUGGCUUCUCUGAAUUGUUUAUCCUGUUGGAUUUGACGAAUAUAUAGUCUUAGAGUAAGACUUUGGUGUGGUUUAUCCUUCUUGAAGGACAAUACUACUUCAAUGUCAAUUCGGCUAGGGUUAACAAUCAUAAAGAUUGUUAAUGGUCUUCUGACCUUGUUUUGUCAAGAAGGUAUUCUGUUAGAUACUUUGAUUCUUAAAUGUUGUCUUUAUUUGCUAAUUUGAUGGUUGCAUACUUGUUUUCCAUAGUGAAGGGUCAAACAUAUCUACUAUGUGCUUGAGUCAUGUACGGGUGUUAAGAACUUUAAAUUGGUUUGGUUUAUUUAAUUUCUAUCAAGUCUAUAAGUAGAUCUAAGGGAUCAAAGAAUAUAUCAUCAAGAAUAUGAAUGCAAGUGAUAGACAAGGAUAUUCUCUAAAGGUAUGAUCAUAAAAAGCGUCAUUUAUUUUACUGGUAAAUCUUUGUCAGUUGUGUUCAGACCUAGUGAUCCAUAUGUAAACUGAAGAGUGAGUACAUUUAGUGUCAUUACUUGUUUAAUUAGUUGCUCUUCAAGUCUUGCAACUGCAUGGUUAUAUGUUUUCUUAUUAUUUACAUGUUGAAACUAACUAAUAUGUAUAAGUGGGACUUGACUUUUGCAUCAAUAUGUUCUGUAUAUUUCUACAAGUGAUGUUUCAAAGCAUUAUGAUCUUACUGCUCCUGUAUUGCAUGCUUAUUAAUUACUUUGUUUUUUUUUAUCAUUUCAAUUGGUCAUAAGCAGCAAAAGAACUGUCCUCUUUCAUUUUGUAUGUCUGAUCGAUAUCAUUUACAAGGAGAAGUUAAAUAGAAGCAAAAGUUACUGGGCACAAGAUGCUUGAAAUUGAGUAAAUCUAACAUACUUUGCAUGAAUUUUAUGUAGUGUGAUUGCAGAUCACUAAUACCUUUGUAGAGAAAUUGUGCAGAAGUUUCAGAUUCGCAGGGAGUUAAACUAGCUCCAAACUUGGUUUUGAAGACUUUGCAUAUUUUUCUUUUCUUCAUUUGUAUUUAUUAGUACAAGUGCAUGUAUAUUAUUCUUUUCAUUGUGCAUUAAUUUGGUUAUGUAAUUAUGUAUAUAUAUUCCGCCAACGAAGCCAGGGAAGGAUCCAUCAAUCUGCAAGUAUCUAUCAGUUGAACUACUUAUACUUAGUCAGUUUACUUUUACCAAGCAUUUUGAUAGUAUGUCUUCAGAUUAAUAUUGCUGGAUUUACUUGCAUAGUUUCUUUAUUGGGAUUGGAUUAAUUUAUGUAUAUACGACUUCGGCAUUAAUCCAAACAGUUGGCAUGUUUCCAAAUCCAAUAUUGAGAUUGCAAAUUUCAGGUUAUGAUUUUAUUUCAAAGGGGACAGUAUGUGACACGAAUGAAAAGUGACAAGUUAACAAGUUAAUGGAUUGAAUCCGGUUAGGCCCGGGAUAUAAUUAAGGAGGGAUCGAGUUCCCUUGGGUGGAAGACCCUAAACCUGAUUGGGGCUCGUGGGACGAGCGGAUAAUUAAGUAGGGAUUGUGCUUUCCUAAGGUGAAAGACCCAAAACCUAAUCGGGAAUCCGCUUAGUACGGGGUGUGCUCGGUGGCCUUAAUACGAGCAAUGGGCUCUAACCGGAAAGAGAAAAAAACAAAAAAUUGAUGAUGAGAAUGAAUAUGUAACUAUGGACGGCAAUAGUUGGUUUGAAUGGCCAGACCAGGUGGAUCAAAUGUUUGUGGCUUUAUGGUACAAAGACAAGGUAUGGUCAAUUUGAAUGGCAAACUCUCUGGAACAAGUUGUUAAAUUUGAGCUUUGCUCAAGUAUUGAUCUUGGAUUUUACAGUAUUAGAAAGAGAUUGAGUAAUUAGGGUUGAGCAAUGCAAUUGAAAAGACAAUCCAUAUCUUCUUGGUGGGGAUAUAUUUGUUGACAGAUACAAUCACUGCAGGAGUGAUUACAUUUCGGGUUAAAUUUAUUGGUUUGAAUUUAUUGUUGAGGAAAGAUUCGUACCAAAUAAAUGUCCCUCAUCUUUUACAUACUGUCUUAUUAAAAACCCCCAUUCCCUCCUGCCCCACUGCUAGGGACGGUACUCGUGUGAAAUUUUUGAAGUCUAAUUCAAAUGCACUGGAAUCGGUUUUUAAGAAGUGCAAUUGAGCGGGAAAAAAAAAAAAUAACUAAAUUUGAUUGGAGCAGGAUGGGGACAAUCAUUUCAUCCAAGUAUGUUAUAUGUUUGCCAAUUUGAGUUUAUGCUGCUAUAGCAUAUCAAAUGGUAUCAACUGGUCCAACUAAACGUUACACAAAUUAUGCUCGAACACAUUUUAUUUGGUCUCUUCCUCUAGCAUCCAUCGGGAAGUAAUGUUUGUAUAUGAAACACAAAGUUGGUUUGCCUUAAAAAAGGGUUUGAAGGUAAAAACCUUCUCUACAAAAAUUGAAAGGCGUAUUGAUUCCGGGGAAUUCAUAAAUGGAUUUAAUCCUGUGCAUCUAGACAGAUGUUGAUAAAAGCAUAUGAAUGAGUUUGAUUUGGAUGUAUAACAAUUUGAUGAGCAUGCCAAAUAAAUGCAAAUAUAUUACUCGUUAAUAGUUGAUUAAUAUAAGAUUAUCACAAGUUAUUGCUCAUAUAUUAAGAACAUGUUUUUCUUUUAAGUGUCAUUAACACUACUUUAAAUUUCGAGGACGAAAUUUUUAAAACGGGGGGAGUUUGUAAUACCCGGCAUUGAGCAGUGAAUAAAGAAUCUGUGAGCCCCGGAUAUCAAGUUUAAGUGACAUAGUUCGAUAAUUUACUUAUCGAUCUCAAUAACAUUAAAGCACGUGAGAAUAUUUUCAGAACUUUUCACAAAGUGAAAUCUCUAGUUUAAGAGUUGGAUAAUUAAGUACACGACACGACGAGUUCGUGGAAAUUUUCAGCGAAUUUUCCGAGUACCCGAGCUAUUUACGGUGAUUGUUCGAAGUUGUGGAAUUUAAGAAAUUAAAUCAAGAAAUGGAAACUUGGUGGAGUGAUGUGAGCCGUUGAUCCACUCACCGCUUGAUCAGGACCGUCCAUUGUUAAAUGGACCUAUCUACAUAUAUGUGUGGAUCAGAUCAAGGGGGCUAUGAGUUUGGUGUUGACACAUAGCAAAAUCGAGAGAGACCGAGAGGCUUCGGGGAGAAAAAAAGAAAAGAGAGAGAAAACGAGAAACUUCGGGGGGGGGGAGAACCGCCUCAUCUCUCUUUGGAGGUCUAUCUGGAAGUCUCGGGGGAGGAGAAAAAAAAAAAGGGUCAGGAUGUUACAGUACCCCAUUGAGAGGUAUCUGUUGACUUUAAAGGAAUAUGUACAUAAUAGAGCUUGUCCGGAAGCAUCAAUAGCUAAAGGUUAUCUAAUGGAAGAAUGCUUGAAUUUCUGUACCCGAUAUCUUAAAGAUGUGGAGAGUAAGUCAAACAGACCGUUAAGGAGAAAGUAUCGUGAUGACCCUGAGAAGGGAAAUUGUGUUCUCAGUGAAGCUAUGCGCAUACAAAUUCAUCGAUGGGUCUUGUUUCAUACAAGGGCAGUCACGCCAUUUCUCAAGGAACAUCUUACUACCAUUAAACAACAAUUUCCGGAUGAAGAUGACCAUUAUGUUCAACGUGUUCAUUUUGAUGAAUUUGCGAACUGGUUUAAGGAUCAUGUUAUAACUCUGCAAAACACAAGUGAUAUCUUGUUAUCAGAAGAAAUUAUUGCCUUGUCUAGUCCUCCUCGUCCUUCAGCAACUAAGGUGAAUUCAUAUACAACUAAUGGGUAUUUCUUCCGUGUGAAAAGUGUUGAUAACAAGCUAUCAAGACAAAACAGUGGUGUAGCUUUACAAGCUAAUACUAUGAGUGUCGGCAAUAAGAAAGAUAAGAAUCUACGUGUAGAUGUUUUACCAUAUUAUGGGAGAUUAUCAAAGUCACCUACUCUGUUGAUAUCAAAUAUGUGUUGUUCAGGUGUGAUUAGGUGCCCACGCACUAUGUUUGAGUUUUUGACUUCAAGUGGAUCUAAUUCUUCAAACAGCAAUGGUUCCUCAUCGCAGUCAUCCUAUAGGUCUACUAAUCCACCUCCUAUACCCCCACCGCCUCCACCCCCACUGCCUCCACCCCCACCGCCUCCUUCUGCACCUUCUCCUCCAAUAUUACCUCUUCCAUCUCUAGAAGCUAAAGCACAAUCUGCUACCAUUAUUACUAGAGGUCACAAUAAAGGUAUCCCAGAGUGGAAUACUAGAAAAAAUUUGCUUGAUGUUUCAGAAGGAUAUAAACAUGUGUAUCUUAGAUGUUGCAAUACACUGUGGAAGGAUCACAAGAGCAAAACCAAAGUCAACUACUUUCAGAAAAACAGAGAUAAUCCAAAUCUAAGUUCUCUAGUUCCUCCACAUAUUAUAGAAAAGCAGUGGAAUGAGCUCAUUGCUUAUUGGAGUAGUCAAGAUGCAAAGCUAAUAGCAACACGAAAUUCUAUCAAUCGGGAGCAGCGUGGACCAGUUCAUAGUACUGGUCGAAAACAUUUCGCCCAGUUGCGAUAUGAGAUGGAACAAAGUGGAGAACAAACCGAUAAGAUGAGUGUGUGGAAAAAAGCACGCAACCAAUCAAAUGCAGAUGUUGCCCAAGUCAUUGAGGAAUAUGACAAGAAAUUGCUAAUGGAACCUGAGGACCAGCUAGAACUUAGGGCUGUAAAAGAUCGAAUAUUCCAUGAAUUGCUUGGGGAAGAUGGUCAUGGUUAUUGUCGUACCUAUGGUUCUACCGUGCCUCGCAGUUUGGUGUAUCCACAGGAAUCAAUGCCUUCUCAUAACACCAAUGACCUCAUCCAGAAAAUAACUGAAGAGGUUACAGAGAAAGUGAAAGAGGCUUUCACAAGGAAGAUGCAGGACCAAUUAGAUAAGCUUCAAGCUCGGAUUAACUUUUUAGAGAGCAAUGAGGGGCAAAACAGAAAUUCAUGUGGACAGGUUGGUACACAAAUCCAUAAUAUUAUUUGUUACAACAGUUGA